Messenger RNA from Rana temporaria (common frog), 1337 nucleotides. Its product is annotated as gastrula zinc finger protein XlCGF17.1-like. Gene Ontology annotation, biological process: negative regulation of transcription by RNA polymerase II. NCBI's taxonomy places the organism in Eukaryota, Metazoa, Chordata, Amphibia, Anura, Ranidae. Gene Ontology annotation, molecular function: DNA-binding transcription repressor activity, RNA polymerase II-specific. The coding region runs from base 1 to 1041 and encodes 346 amino acids. The transcript has 2 exons. The record is from RefSeq and is a predicted model, not a curated record.
AUGGCUACAAAGAUCGGCACAGGUGCCGGACCAUCGUAUUCCUCUUAUCCUGAGGAACCUCAGACUGUGCGGGACAGGGCCGUCCUUCCAACAGAAAAGAGGUUUCCCUGUCCCGAGUGCGGGAAGACUUUCCGUUUUAAAUCUGGUCUUUAUGUGCAUAAAAAAUCACAUACAGGUGAGAAGCCACAUUCCUGCCCUGAGUGCGGGAAACGUUUUCUACAUAAAGCGGAUCUCACCAAACAUCGAAGGUCUCAUACUGGGGAAAAGCCGUAUUCCUGCCUUGAGUGCGGGAAAUGCUUUUCCGAGUCGUCCCAUCUUUACAGACAUCAAAGAUCUCACACGGGGGAAAAGCCAUUUGCCUGCCUUGAGUGCGGGAAAUGUUUUGUACGUAAUGCAAAACUUGUCGCACAUCAAAUGUCUCACAUGGGAGUGAAGCCGCAUUCCUGUCCUGAGUGCGGGAAAUCUUUCUCGGAUAAGUCCAAACUUUACAGACACCAGAAAUCGCACACGGGUGAGAAACCAUAUUCCUGUCCCGAUUGCGGAAAAUGUUUUUUGGAGAAGUCCAAUCUUUGUACACAUCAGAGAUUGCACACGGGUGAGAAGCCGUAUUCCUGUCCCGAGUGCGGGAAAUGUUUUUUUAAUAAACAUGCCCUGGAAAAACAUCAGAGGUCACACACAGGUGAGAAGCCAUAUGUUUGUCCUGACUGCGGGAAAAGUUUUUCAGAGAAUUUCCUUUUUUGCAAUCAUCGGAAAUUGCACACAGGUGAAAAGUCGCAUUCCUGUCAUCAGUGUGGGAAAUGUUUUGUUCAUAAAUCUGCACUGGACAUACAUCAGAGAUCACACACGGGGGAGAAGCCGUUUUCCUGUCCUGAGUGCGGGAAAUGUUUUUCAGACAAGUCCUAUCUUUACAGACAUCAGAGAUCUCACACGGGGGAGAAGCCGUAUUCCUGUAAUGAGUGCGGGAAAAGUUUUUCAGAGAGGUCCAAUCUUUACAGACAUCAGAGAAUACACACGGGGAUACAAACCAUAGUCCUGCCCUGAGUGCGGGAAAUUUUUUUCACAGAAGUUUUGUCUUACUCCAGAGAUCACUCGAAGUGUAUUCGAUUUCCAAGUGCAGGAAAUGUCUGCUAUAUGAAUCGUAUUCUGCCGUACAUCAGAGAUCCCACACUGGGAGGAAGCCCACCUUGAUAUUCACCUCAGAAAAUAUGGGGUUGAUCUUCAUCAUGUAAGAAACAGUUCAUAAGUAGAUUAGAUUUCUCCAAGGACAUGCAUGUGGUUUUGUACCGUGUCGGCCAUUGGUAGUAGUAGAAAAAUAAAAAUGGUGUCAUUACCUCUCA